CCUUAGGCUGCAUAUUGUUGUUCUGGUAAUCGUUAUUAUUAGUGUUUGCAUCAACCGCUGUAAGCUAGAAUAAGGCCGAAGGAAUGAAUGUUUAGGUGCUGUCCCUUUCAGGACUCAUGACCUGGUUUCAUGUUCAUCUCUGCCCAGCAGUGAUGUCUGUUAACACUCUGCUACGAUGCAGCACCAGGUUACAAAGGAAGCAGAUCACCUCAUUCCUCGUUCAGCAGAGAGCUCUGUCUGGUGCAGAAGCUGUCAACGCUCUACGGCCAUUUUAUUUUGCUGUUCAUCCAGACUUCUUUGGUCAAUAUCCCAGAGAACGGGAAGUGAAUGAAAAUUCUUUGAAGAGAUUGAAUGGCUACUUGGAAAACUUGCAGAAGCCAGGCUCAAAGGUAGUCCGGCCAGUGAAGCUCACCUUUUAUGUGAGGGACACAAAGGAGACCGCCGAGAGGCAAGCAGGCAUUUUCCCUUCAGGUUUCCGGUCUGUGACGUUCAUGCUGCAGACUAAUGAUGUUCUGAGCACUGUGACAAACAUCCUGACGUCCUGCAGCUUGCCCGUGGAGCACAUGAAGGAACUUAAAGAAGGUUUUGGAACACCUAAAGGUCUGCCGAAUGCAGGGGUACCUAUUUAUAGACCAAUCAAAUGGGAUAAAACCUACUACACCUUCACUGGUUUCCGAGAUCCAGAGCAGGAGCUGCAGGAGGCCAGGCAAGUCGAGCCCACGCUCCACCGCUGGCUUAGAAACAGUGAACCCGAGGCAACAAAGAAACAUAAUGCUAGUCUUCCACGGAGAGAGGAGCUCAACCGAUUGAAGAGGGAACUGUGUGAAAACUUUCAUUUGUCAGAUAUCAGGUGGCAGCGCAGCUGGGGGGUGGCUCACAAGUGUUCUCAGCUUCAGAGUCUGAGUCGACUGUCACACCAAAACCCGGAGGCCCUCACCCACCUGCAAGGCCAUACUGUUGUGUUCGCUGACCAGUCGGGCAUGAACGCCUCUGGAGAUGUCAUGCUGGGAACCAUGGAUGUUCACCAUCAGUGGACCAAAUUCUUUCAGCAGCUGCCCAGCUAUCGGCGCCUUCAGCAGCAGACAGAUUGGUUGAAGGGAAGAAUCAGUGACCUCCUGGGUGGAUCUGAAGUCAUCCAACUGGAGAAGCUGGGACCCAUCCAGCUAAUCGCUGAGCACUACAGCACGCUCACUACUUUUCACAAUAGCCUGAUGUCCAGAGGGCUGCGACUUCAUCCCAGGAGCCUGCAUGGUCUCACCGUGGUGCUGGAAAAUGACCGCUCUGCACCUAGCCUCCAUGAGAUGGGGCACUUCAUUAUCCCCACCAGCUGUGACCCUCGCAAACUCCAGCUGUUCCUGCAGAGACACGCCUCCGAGGCUAGAAGUCGUGCCCUUCACAGAAAUCGGUUGCUGGCAGAAGAAGAGGCGGUAGUAACUUCAUGUCUCCAGCGGCUGUCUCUGAGGGGCCUUUCCAAGGAGCCCAGUGUUAGCUCCACACAGAUGAUCCUCUGUUGCAGAAGGCUGAUGGAGCAGCACUCCCCACUCAUGCAGGGGCUCCAUGUCUGCGUUUCUCAUUUUUAUUCUGUAAUGCAGGAUGGGGACUUAUGUGUCCCCUGGAAUUGGAAGAGCUGAGACCAACCCUGGGUUUUGCCAGUGAUGGUUGUCAGAUAGUUUUGGUUCUUCAUGUGAGGCACUUUAUUUUGAUUUUCAUAGCAACAACAUUAACAGAAAAGGGACAGACAGAAACUGCUGCUUUAAGGCUUUACUGGGAUCACCUAGGAAGGAAUAUUUUAAAUUUACACAAUGAUGUAAAGAAAAGACUUCUAUGUUCAAGCAAAGAUGUAUACAUACAAUAAAAUAUUUGCCGUUACAAAUGACUGUCCU
Molecule: messenger RNA, 1883 nt
Organism: Cyprinodon variegatus (sheepshead minnow)
Lineage: Eukaryota; Metazoa; Chordata; Actinopteri; Cyprinodontiformes; Cyprinodontidae
Gene: tcaim
Product: T-cell activation inhibitor, mitochondrial
Exons: 11
Coding region: 117-1631 (504 amino acids)
Cellular component (GO): mitochondrion
Source: RefSeq, a predicted model, not a curated record